Messenger RNA from Letharia columbiana, 1215 nucleotides. RefSeq lists its product as uncharacterized. Bases 1 to 1215 code for a protein of 404 amino acids. Lineage: Eukaryota; Fungi; Ascomycota; Lecanoromycetes; Lecanorales; Parmeliaceae. The record is from RefSeq and is a predicted model, not a curated record. The transcript has a single exon.
AUGGACAGCCGCUCGAUCUUGGAGCAGCAGCUCGAAAGACUCCGAGAGCACACCGAGCCACCAACCUCUCAGCCUCGAACGCAUAUCGAUGAUUACAGUAUCGAACACGAGCACGCUGUACGAGGGCUUCUAGGUCGCUGGAAUGUCUCUACACCUCUUGUCUCGGAAAGCAUUUCGGCAGCAGUCAAAUGCCAGAUAGUCAAGCACCGGAGGGUGCGAACAACGACAAGCAGAGUUGUGGAGAUGGAUGUGCGCGAGAUCUUAGGCAAUCACCCGCUCCCUGCGGCCGUAUUGCGUAUGCUUUUUGAGAAGCUGCAUCGAUUCUUCAUCUUUGUGGAACGCAGACGACCAGAGCUGCUACCAUCAGGAGUUAAUACCAUGCAGCUUGGAGACUUGCGUUCAAGGGCAAACCAACGACAACUUUUUCAUACCAUUCGAAGCCUUCUAGGGCCCUUUCGCGUUCUUUUGCGCUAUCUUUCAGAGUCAGAUCAGGGUUCGGAAAACUCCUUCCUGCAAGAGCUCGGCAAGCUCGGCGUUAUUGUACCAAGCGAAGUAGACAAGUUUGUUGCGAUCGCAGCUUUUGGCGACACGGAUGAAAUUCUGUCUCCACCCGAGCAUCUCCGUGAGGUCUGGAAGCCGGUAGGGAGGGAACGCGUAGCCCCUGAAGACGGUGGACAGCUUGGAGAAUUUACCAAACAGCUCUGGCGGACACAUUGGCGUGUGCGUGAUUGCUACGGGCCCCCAAUCUCAGAUUUUGAGCUGAAAGCUCUCUUCGGGGUCGACGCGACACUCGCUUCGCAUGCCGAUAAACGCUUACCGUACGAGUGUGGAGCAUACAAGUACACGCUGGCAGGGCAGGACCCUUUCGUGGUGGACUGUACCAACAAAGGUCUGUUCACAACUAGCGGACCAUCGGGAACAGCGUAUCGUUACUCAAAUCUGUGGCUAGUCCUUGGCGGACCUCGAGAGAAGCUGCCAGAGUUGAGGCUUACGAUGGCGGCCCUGCUCCUUGGAGGCGUCCAUCACUCGUUGGUUGAGGUCAUAGCGGUUUGCGCGCCCAUCCUUGGCCACGGGAUGCCGAGGAGUUUGGAAGAGAUGCUGAAGCAGCUAGUACCGCAUGGAUUGGAGCUUGAAUGGAGAGGGGUAUCACAAAGCAUCACGCCAGAGGCUUUUCACAGCGAGCUGGGUGGUCGUCUGGAGGAUCGACUUGCGUGA